UGAAAAACGUCAACCCGAAGCGAAAAGAACUGCAGAAGCACUAGGAGCAUGUGAACAUCGAAUGCAUUUUUUGGGAAGGACCAAGAUGGAACAUGGAAAAUCAAGCACAAAAUUUAUGUUGGGCACAGGAAAAGCGGCAGAAUGUUCUAGCACUGACCAUCCAGUUUGCAGCAAACACGAUUGUGAGCCUAAGAAAAACUAGAUUGUCGGAAAAUUCACAAGAUG
Molecule: messenger RNA, 225 nt
Organism: Caenorhabditis elegans
Lineage: Eukaryota; Metazoa; Nematoda; Chromadorea; Rhabditida; Rhabditidae
Gene: Y7A5A.9
Product: Ovule protein
Exons: 3
Coding region: 62-202 (46 amino acids)
Source: RefSeq, marked reviewed